Messenger RNA from Dalotia coriaria, 5020 nucleotides. It is a transcript of the gene Vps15, whose product is annotated as vacuolar protein sorting 15. Lineage: Eukaryota; Metazoa; Arthropoda; Insecta; Coleoptera; Staphylinidae. Gene Ontology annotation, biological process: protein targeting to vacuole; late endosome to vacuole transport; macroautophagy. The record is from RefSeq and is a predicted model, not a curated record. Gene Ontology annotation, molecular function: protein binding; ATP binding; protein serine/threonine kinase activity. Gene Ontology annotation, cellular component: phosphatidylinositol 3-kinase complex, class III, type I; late endosome; nucleus-vacuole junction.
AUGUCAUUCAUCGUACGUCGUUUGUUUGUGUGAAACGUCAAACUUGUUGUUGCGGAAAACCACUUGUGAAACAUGUAAGAAAGUGCAAUAAACAAUUGUCAGGAUGGGUAAUCAACUGGUAGGCAUCGCCCCAUCGGCGAUUUUCCCCGUCGAGCAUUAUUUGACCGAUUUAACCGACUUGAAGUUCGAUGUUAGCUUGGGAAGUACGAGAUUCCUCAAAGUAGCGCGUGCUGAAUCACAGGAAGGUCUCAUCGUGGUGAAACUCUUCGCAAUACCAGAUCCUUCCUUCCCGCUGUCAUUUUAUAAAGACCGCUUGGAAGAGAUCAGAACAACUCUGUCAGCAGCUGUGAAUUGUUUGCCAUUUCAAAAAAUGGUCGUCACGGAUAAAGCUGGAGUCAUCAUGCGGGAAUAUGUAAAGUAUAGUUUAUAUGAUAGAAUAUCCACGCGUCCUUUUUUGACAAACAGAAAAAGAUGGAUUACAUUCCAAGUUUUAUAUGCCCUUCAUCAAUGUCAUAAGGUAGGCGUAUGUCACGGCGAUAUAAAACUAGAAAACAUAAUGUUAACCUCUUGGAAUUGGGUGUUACUUGUUGAUUUCGCAUCGUUUAAACCUACUUUUCCGGAAGACAAUCCGGCUGAUUAUUCCUACUUUUUUGACACUUCACGAAGGAGAACUUGUUACAUCGCACCUGAAAGAUUCAUUAAAACAAUGACAACGGAUACAAACACCAUGUUUAAUGAGAAUCCAUGUAACAGUGGUGAUAUUAAACCUGUUAUGGAUAUAUUUUCAGCUGGUUGUGCAUUACUAGAACUCUGGAAUGAAGGCCAAGCACCAUUUGAUUUAUCCCAGCUUCUAGCAUACAAAUCCGGUGAAUAUUCACCACAGAAACACUUAGAUCGCUUGGAAGAUCUAAGUUUACGCCAACUCAUCGCGUCGAUGAUCCAGAAAGAUCCAACACAACGUCUUACAGCGGAAACUUAUCUCUCACACGAACGUGGUAGAUUAUUCCCUGAGUAUUUUUAUACUUUCCUACAGAGUUACAUGUUAAUCUUCUCAGCGAGUCCUGUUUUAUCACCGGAUGAAAAAAUAGGAAGACUAAAAAAUGAUAUUGGUAACAUGUUUAAGUUUUUAUGUUCAGCAGAAGAGAAUGAAACAGGUGAAAGGGAUAAAGAUAAUGAUGGAUUGGUUAUUAUUGUAUCAUUAGUGACAUCUACAAUUCGUGGAUUGCAUGAUUGCACGUCAAAACUUCAAAGUUUGGAGAUUUUGUAUGAGUUGGCUUUGCAUGCGAAUGAGGAGACGAUUAUGGAUCGUAUUUUACCUUAUAUCAUGUAUUUGAUCCAAGAUCACAAUUCGCGUGUGAAAGUCGCGGCGAUAAACACAAUCACCAAGUGUCUGGCGGUUGUGCGUCAUGUGCCACGCUCAGACGCGAAUAUUUUCCCCGAAUAUGUCUUGCCAGGUUUAGCUCCGCUUGCGGUUGAUGCCUCGCCAUGUGUACGCGCUGCUUACGCGAGAAAUAUUGCAACUUUAGCGGAAACUGCGUUAAGAUAUUUGGAACACACGCAAGCUGAUUGUGAAGAUGUUCCACCCAAGCAUGGAACUUCUGCGUCGUCUGCAUCACGAUUAAACUACGAAUUAGAAUUGCAGACUUUACACGAGAUGGUGCAGCAAUCUGUGAGUACACUACUCACGAAUUCACCGACUUUGGUAAAACAAACGUUGAUGGAUAGUGGUAUUACGAAGUUAUGCGUGUUUUUCGGGAAACAAAAGUCUAAUGAUAUUUUAUUGAGUCAUAUUAUUACGUUUUUGAAUGAUGCGGAUAAAGAACUGCGAGGGACGUUCGAUUGUAUUGUAGGUGUGGCUGCCUAUCUUGGAUCGCAUUGUUCGCAUAUAUUAACCCCGUUGUUACUACAGGGGUUGAAUGAUUCUUGUGAGUUUGUAACAAUGAAAGCUAUACACGCGAUGGCUGCUUUGACUGAACUAGGACUUAUAACAAAGCAACAGUUGAGAGAAUUAAUCUCUGAGUGUGCUAUUUUGUUAGUACAUCCUAACCUAUGGAUCCGCCAUGCUGUUGUUGCGUUAAUAUGUGCUGCGUCAUCUUGGUUGUCGCCAUUGGAUGUCCAGUGUAAAAUAGUACCGGUUGUUUCUCCGUUUAUGAAGUAUCCACUCAUCCAAAUCGAAAAGCCUGAAUUGUUAUUGGAAUCUCUAGUUGAACCUAUAAAACGCACCGUGUAUGAUAGCGUCGUGCAGUUUGAUAAUCUCGCAGAGUUGUUGCGAGUCCUCGAACAUAAUCGUAAGUCACGUGUGUCUUUGAGUGCUGGCGAGAGGAAUUUCCGCGUGGAUCCUGUUGAAAUCCCUUCGUCGAUUCGUAAACUUCUAUCGCGUUUAGAAGCGAAUAGUAUGUCUACAAUAGUAGAGGAACAUAUACUCAAAAUGGCGCCGUUGUUAUUGAAGAUUAACAAGCAUUAUAUCUUGAAUGAGAAGGAUAGGGAGCGUGAACGUGCGCUGAAACAAGAUGGCGUCAUUGAGAUUGAGACACGGCAUACAAAUGUAAGGUGUCACAGUUAUAAUCUGGAGGAAGCGCGUGCAAAGAAUGAGUUUGAGUCGAAGAGUGAAAUUUCACGGAGGCAAUCGGAGAGUACUAAUUCAGGUGGGCCUCCGUCAAGAGCUACGACUUCAAGGCCUUCUUCACCUGCGCCGGAGGUCAGUGCGCAUCGAUUCGCUACUGAGCCACCGCCGAAUAUGAGUUUGCAUGAGAGAAGUUAUAUUCAAUAUCGUACAGCAAAUUGUAGCAUGGAACUGCGCACGUUGAUUGCACGUCAACAAGAUCACUUCAUGGAAGCGCAUCGCAGUAAAGAAUGGGAGGAGCAAACCGCAUGCAAACCACAACUACCGCCACCUGGUUGGCACCUCGGCGGAACACUAGUUGCACAUCUACAUGAACACCGCGGGCCUGUAACUAAAUUAGCCCCUAUCCCAGAAACACCCUUUUUUGCGAGUGCAUCCAUGGAUGGCACUGUACGCCUCUGGGACUGCUCCAAAAUCGAAGGACGCAACAUCGCGAACCGUUCAGUGACCAAUCACCGUCUUGCUAAUGGUAAUGGCAUCAUAGCACUUGCAGUCUGUGAAAACGGACAAUCCAUCGCAGCAGCAUCACAAGAUGGCGCUAUAAAUGUCUUGCGAGUUGACACUAUGAACAAAAAGUUUGGAGCACUGCAAUCUCGACAAUUGAACCCGGAUGAUGAUGGAUGCGCAGUGGACAUGCAAUAUAUGGACAGACAAAAUGUUUUAGUGUAUGCAACUUUGUAUGGUUCAUUAGUAGGUUGGGAUCUGCGCGCGCCCGGAUGCGCAUGGCGACUUGAAAACGGAACAAAACAUGGCGUCAUUACAACGUUUUGCAUUGAUUCACAUCAGAGUUUAUUAACUUUAGGAACUAAUAAUGGCGCACAUAUUGCAUGGGAUCUACGCUUUCAGUUACCCAUAGCUAAUAUUCCACAUCCCACUGGGGCACGUAUAAGAAAAAUCGUGCAUCACCCAAUAGAACCAUCGUGGAUCUUGUCUACAUUUCAAGGUAACAAUGAAAUCUCCAUGUGGAACGUUGAAACUGCACAAAGAGAAAAAGUCCUAUGGGCUAGUAACAACCCACCAUUAUCAAAAACAUCAUCUAACAAUAACAGUGUCCUAGCGAUGUUAACUGGUUGCAUAGAUCGUUCUGGUUUCCUCCUUGCGGCUGGCACAGAUCAACGCCUACGAUUCUGGGACCUGGAUGACCCGACAAAGUCAUACAUGGCUAUCGCUAAACCAAAUGACACUAUCACCGCGUGUCAUGUAACUUACGAGCGGCGUUUGAUUGAUGGUAUGUGUGUUUUCCUCGAACAGGUCGACGAGAGACAAACACCUGGAGCUGGUACAAAAGAUGAAGUACCACGAGCAGGGCCAGAACCACCUCCAGCUGGACAUCGUGAUAGUAUCACUGAUAUAGCGCUGUGUAAAACAUCACAAUGUUUUCUAUUAACAGCGUCCAGAGACGGUGUGAUCAAAGUAUGGAAGUGAUCGGUUUACUUAAACAGAACAAAAGGUAUUUCUUUCUGUUUGUGUUUAAUAUUCAACGUGAAACACGCAUUCAAAUGAUGUUAUUCGCGGUUUGGGUGCAUUAAUCUACAACCUUCAAGGUUGCUACUUUGUGUUGUGUGAAACACAUCUCAUUUUUGAAUUCCGCGUGAAAAUUCAGUCAGUGACUUAUGGAAUUUACAUAUUUUGUUUAUGAUAUACGCCAUCUUCAAUAAUUUUUAGUUAUCUGUUGAUUUAUUAACUUGACAUGGUUUCUGAGGGUAACCAUGUGCUAAUUUCGAUGUUUUUAUUGAUAACUAUGAUUUUAAUUUGAGAUGUUUUUGCUUUGAAUGUGUGGAUGUCCCAAAAACUGAGAGAGCAUCCUGUGUGAUAGCCAGUUUACAACAUCCUGUAACAUUCGAUUAGGACUUAUAUAAAGCGCGCUGUUGAGAGAUUCAGUCAGUCUACACGUUCAGAUCUAUCUAAAUACAACGUUUUUUCUGUUAUUUUCAAAAAAAAAAAAAAUCAUCAUGAAGAUUUUUUGGUUUUGUUGAUAAUCUUCAGCGUGGUUUCUGCAUUCCCGUCGCCAUUUUUAAAUCUUCUCUUCCCGAAUUUUGGUAAUAGACAACACUAUGGACGAAGUUACGAAGGCGCUGGUACUGGUGAUGGAGAAAGAUACAAAUCAAUCUGUCGAAUCCACUCCGUUGAUUCUCUGGCUUACCCUGGAAGAGUUGGUAAUCCUGUUUGUCCGUACUGAAGACUUUUUCUAAGUAAAAUAAGAUUUUCUUAUGUUUAAUGUAUUUUACGUUAACUUAACUUAACUAAACUUAAGAAUAAUUAUGUAUACAUUUGAAUACUUGUUUGUUAAGUUAUGUAAACCGUGCAGGAUUGAUAUUGAUGAAGUCAUGGUUGAUUCGAUGCAAUUGCAUAAUCUUUAAUCAGUUUUUCUUGUAAAUAAUAUUGUAUAUCACAAAA